AUGUCGAAACGCCCUGCCGACACCUCUCUCGAGCUCGACACAGCAGACGAUGGCGCCCCGCUGACACCCAAGCGUGUGCGUGUCGACGAGAUCGAAGACGAGUCCUUUGCCAGCGGAAAGAUCCUUGAGGCGUCACGGCCACGGCCACCCCCGGAGGAUGGAGAGGUGGAGGAGGAGGAGGAGGAGGAGGAGGAGGACGGCGAGGAGAGUGCGCUGACGGCCGUCGUGAGGGAUGUGCAGGCAGGGCCGACGGAGGGCUUUUCGGAUUUGUAUUUGGACACUGUGAAUAGGACGUUACUAGAUUUCGACUUUGAAAAGCUGUGCUCAAUCUCGCUCUCAAACAUCAACGUCUACGCCUGCCUCGUCUGCGGCAAAUACUUCCAGGGCCGCGGCCGCUCCUCCCACGCCUACACGCACUCGCUCGACCAGGACCACCAUGUCUUCAUCAACAUUGCCAGCCUGCGCGUGUACGUGCUGCCCGAGAGCUACGAGGUCAAGAACAAGACGCUCGAGGACAUCAAGUACGUCGCAAACCCAACCUACAGCAAGGGUGACGUCGCAAAGCUCGACAAGGAGGUCAAGGUCCGCUGGGACCUGGGCGGGAAGAAAUACAUCCCCGGCUUCGUCGGCCUCAACAACAUCAAGCAAAACGACUACCUCAACGUCGUCGUCCACGCACUCGCACAUGUCGCCCCGCUGCGCAACUACUUCAUGCUCGAGCCGCUCUCCGCCCGCCCCGAGCUCGCCCAGCGCUUCAGCAUCCUCGUACGCAAGAUCUGGAACCCUCGCGCCUUCAAGUCCCACGUCUCGCCGCACGAGCUGCUGCAAGAGAUCUCGCUGCGCUCCUCCAAGAAGUUCACGCUCACGACGCAGUCCGACCCCGUCGACUUCCUCUCGUGGUUCCUCAACCACCUGCACCUGUCGCUCGGCGGUUCCAAGACGCGCCCGGGUACCUCAAUCGUGCAGAAGGUGUUUCAGGGGCGGUUGAAGGUCGAGUCGCAGGCGAUCACGGCGCGCGCGGACGCGUCGGAUCGGUUGCGGUUUGAGGAGGCGGCGGAGAUCAAGACGGAGGUGGUGAGGUUUAUGAUGCUGACGCUGGACUUGCCGCCGAAGCCGAUAUUUAAGGAUGAGCAGGACAAAAACAUCAUUCCCCAAGUGCCCCUCACCACAAUCCUCAGCAAAUACGACGGCGUCCACUCUCAAGAGCUCCUCGGCCAACGCAAGCGCUACCGGCUCCUCUCCCCGCUCCCGCCCUUCCUCAUCUUCCACAUCAAGCGCUUCUCACGCAACAAGUUUGUCUCCGAGCGGAACCCCACCAUUGUCACCUUCCCCACGCGCUCUCUCGACAUGUCGCCGUAUGUUGAGCGGUCGCCCACUGAGCCGGGCAGCGAGCCCGUGUGGUAUGAUCUCGUGGCGAACAUCACGCACGAGAGCGUCACCACCACCACGGGGAAGAAGGAGGGCGAGAUGAGGAGCGUCUAUAAGGUGCAGCUGUGCAAUCGUGCGAGCGGCGAGUGGGUGCAGAUUCAGGACCUGUUUGUGGAGGAGGUGGCGAGGGAGUUGUUGUUUACGAGUGAGAGUUAUUUGCAGGUGUGGGAGAGGCGGAGGGGGAAGGGGGUGUAG
Morchella importuna is the source of this 1623-nucleotide messenger RNA. RefSeq lists its product as uncharacterized. NCBI's taxonomy places the organism in Eukaryota, Fungi, Ascomycota, Pezizomycetes, Pezizales, Morchellaceae. The record is from RefSeq and is a predicted model, not a curated record. The coding region runs from base 1 to 1623 and encodes 540 amino acids. Gene Ontology annotation, biological process: mRNA processing; protein deubiquitination; spliceosomal complex assembly. Gene Ontology annotation, molecular function: cysteine-type deubiquitinase activity; zinc ion binding. The transcript is spliced from 5 exons.